AUGACGGAAGCGUCGCUGCAGGAUCGCUUACGCGAUCAUGCAAAGGCCUUCAACGGUCUUUUGAGCCUUAUUCCGGCUAAGCAGUACUACGGAGAAGAUACCAGCGACCAAUGGAAAAAAAAGAAGCAGACAAAGAAAGAGGCUGCGGCCGCCCGCCGAGGAAAGCUUGAUCCCGACAGCGAGCUGCACAAGAACGCCAAGGAAGUCAUGGACGAGCGUGCCCGAAACAAGCGCAAGCAGCGCGAGGAGGAGGAGGAUGAAGGGGAUGAAGAGGAGGAGGGGCAUCAAGAGCAAGAAGAUGGCGAAGCUGACUCCUUCCUUGCCAUGGAAGGUGUCGAGGAAGAACAACCCGGCCAGGGCCUGAGAAAGGCUACCGAAAAGCCCAACAAGAAGCAAAAGGUCGAGCCCAAGCAAGACGAUGAUGAGUCCGGUAUCGAGGUUGACGAUGAGCCCGAGGAGACUGCCCCCGCGGCUGAGGAACAAAAGCUGUCCAAGAAGGAACAAAAAAAGGCUGCUAAACGCGAGCGCAAGGCCGAAAAGAAGGCUGCCAAAGCCCAGGGAGGCGCUAGCCAACAACACACACCAAACGCAAAGUCCUCCAAGGACCAAGAAAAUGAGACUCCCAGCGCCAAGAAGCAAAAAGCCAAGCAAGAAGCCAAAAAGGAAGCCAAAAAGGAGACUAAAGCCGCGGCCAGCCCCGACGUAGAAGAAGAUGAGGCCAUGCCUGACGCUCAGGAAUCGUCUGGCUUUGCCGCGAACCUCGACGUCGCCGGCCUGGACAACAAGGACGACUUUGAGGAGGUCUCAGAACCCCACUCUCCCGUGUUUGACGCCGAGCCCGCCAGCAGCACGUCGACAUCCGUGUCGUCCGCCAUCCCGCCGUCGGAGAAGUCGAAGCACCUUGUGGUGCCCAAGGACACAUCGGCGCUUAAGGCGCGGCUGGCGGCCAGGAUUGAGGCGCUGCGCGCUGCGCGGAAAGCCGACGGGCCUGACGGCAAGCCGAUCCGCACGCGGCAGCAGCUGAUCGAGGCGCGGCGAGAGAAACAGGUGCAGCGCAAGGAGCACAAGAAAGAGCUGCGGCGUGCCGCCAAGCUGGAGGAGGAGCGCAAGCGCGAGGAGGCGCUGGCGUCCAACUCACCCGGCGCCAUGAGCCCCGCAGCCGUCGCCGACGACGGCAGCUUCUCGUUUGGGCGCGUCGCCUUCGCGGACGGCUCGCAGAUGUCGCACGACCUGAGCUACGUCCUCAACCAAGGCAAGCGCAAGGGCCCGUCGGACGCCAAGACGGCGCUGCUCCGGGUGCAGAACCAGAAGAAGCGGCUGGCGGAGAUGGACGCGGAGUCGCGGACGGACGUCGCGGAGAAGGAGGCGUGGCUGGCGGCGCGCCGGCGCGCCGAGGGCGAGGGCAAGAUCCGCGACGACGAGGCGGCGCUCAAGAAGACGAUCAAGCGCAAGGAGGCAGGCAAGCGCCGCAGCGAGAAGGCGUGGGGCGACCGGCUCAAGGGCGUCUCGCAGGCGCAGCACGACCGCGUCAAGAAGCGCGAGGACAACUUGCGCAAGCGCCGCGACGAGAAGAUCAUGGGCAAGGCGGGCAAGAAGAAGAAGGGCGGCGCGGCCGGCGGCGGCGGUGGGAAGAAGAAGGGUGGUCGGCCGGGCUUUGAAGGCAGCUUCGGCGUGGCCGGGCGGAAGAAGUAA
This is a messenger RNA of Cordyceps fumosorosea ARSEF 2679, 1692 nucleotides long. RefSeq names its product Surfeit locus 6. Bases 1 to 1692 code for a protein of 563 amino acids. Gene Ontology annotation, cellular component: nucleolus. Lineage: Eukaryota; Fungi; Ascomycota; Sordariomycetes; Hypocreales; Cordycipitaceae. The record is from RefSeq and is a predicted model, not a curated record. Gene Ontology annotation, biological process: ribosomal small subunit biogenesis; ribosomal large subunit biogenesis. The transcript has 3 exons. Gene Ontology annotation, molecular function: DNA binding; RNA binding.